Messenger RNA from Marchantia polymorpha subsp. ruderalis, 1851 nucleotides. Lineage: Eukaryota; Viridiplantae; Streptophyta; Marchantiopsida; Marchantiales; Marchantiaceae. The record is from the annotation of a GenBank genome assembly.
AACUAUAUACUGUUUAAAUUGAAGAUAGAUCCAUAGCAAAUUCUGAUUCUUUCACGUUAAUUAAAUUGGUAAGUGUGUUUCUUCUCUUAUCUCACAUGAUUCCAGAGGAUAGGCUUCUUGUCAUAUCUUACUGCAAGUAUGCAUGACACCACUCUACACGAAUAACGAUGACCAUGAAGCCUCUGAUAUCUUGUUUAGAUACUUAAUCAAACUUUCCAUACCCCUAACUUCUUGAUGGGAUCUUUUUGCCGAGAUUCCCACCUUAUUGUUGAUAAAUACGUAACAUUGUAAUAUUCCUAGUUCUAGAUCCUAGAUCAAAAACUUUACUUCUCUUCAGAAAAUCAAUGCUCUUAUUGAUCAUAGAGAAGAUGUUGGUUUGCCCGUUGUGACCCUCUGCAAAAACCGUUGAAAAUUCCUGGCUAUUUCAAGAUCGCCGAAGCAAUCGAAGUUGUCUACUAUGACAAAUAUUUCAACUAACGGAUAGACGCGAGAAGAGUGAUAUCAUGCUGUUCAACAUCUCACUUCUUGGAUCACUUCUGUUCACAUCUUGCACGCUUAUUUGACUAAGGGAUGCACGAGAGACUAAUAAAAAUUAUGCUCUUACCCAAAUCCUCUUGUUUACUUCGAAGGAAUCAGCAUAAGGUACAUUUUUACAGUUAUCUAUCUGUUUCCAGAUGAAACCAGAUUUAUGUCGUCCAUAUGAAAAAUAUUUCUGUCUUACGGAUGGAAUAGUAAGGGUGAAUAUGACAAUUUUUUUCCAGAUCCUGAAGUGAAAUAAUCUUGUCCCUAGGUUUAAGAUCACCUUGGUAGCUUAGACUUAGUGUGUUUGAUAUAUCUUGGAAUCUAACUGUAUCGUAGUUUCGUAAGAGGUAAGAGUUCUCACCACAAUGCCAUUAGGAAGUAAGAUUGACCGACGAACAGGAAUUGCUUGAUGCAAUAUCUAGAUUGCCCAAAGCUUCCCUAAUCUCUGUGGCAAGUUCGUGAAUGAUGAAAUUCAACCAGAUCUGCUGAUGAUUUUGUUCUUCUCGUUUUGAAAAUUAAUAAAUUUUUAAAUGAUCAUGAGAAUCAGAAACCUAUCAUUGCAUCAAAUCUUUUCAAUAUUAAUACUUCAUCCAUUAAUGAGACAAGCGUAAAUUAUGUCUCAUGGAAGCCUAUUUUUUUUUGGGGAAUUAAAUAGCAUGACAGGAGACAAUGAAAUAUCUAACCACCUGUAUGUGUUGACUCCCAGAUCCAUCCAUAGACCGUCUAAGAUCUGUGCAUCAGAUCCGAGCACAGGUUCGAAUUUGGAGAAAAUGGAGGGUUCAUCCUUGACACUACCAAAGUUGCCACUCAGGAGAUGCCUCCAAGACAUAAGCAAUUCUAGCGAGCCCAACCUGCCUUCUGCGGCAGUCGUGGAUUUUCCCCUUGACAAAAAAGGGAAGAAGCAGAGAGUUUAUCAACUGCGACCACGGAAGCCAAGCACGGUGUGGACGACGGAAGACGACGAGACAUUACAAGCAGCUGUCGAGAAGUUCAAGGGCGGAAAUUGGAAAAAAAUUGCUGCGAGUUUACCGAACCGGUCAGAUGAUCAGUGCCUUCACCGCUGGCAGAAGGUUCUUCGUCCAACCCUCGUUAAAGGAUACUGGAACAAAGAGGAGGACGAUGAAUUGCUCGAAUUGGUCCAUAAAUUCGGCACCAAGAGCUGGGCUGCCAUCGCUCGGUCAUUGCCUGGCAGAACUGGCAAGCAGUGUCGAGAGAGCUGCGUUUCAAAGAUGGUGCUGAUUUAUAUGUUCCCUUACUUAAUAUUCUCUGCGAAAUAUACUAUUGAUGGUAACUUUGAGGUGCACGUGUGAGUGUAUAUGAAUUGUAAUG